AUGGAUGCACACGCACCUCUGAGGAGUGGGGUAGCGAGUAGUGCAUGCUCCGACCUACGGGAGCUGAACGAGGCAAAGGUGGUGAACAUCCUCGCCUACUUGGAGAGUGCCGUAAUGCCGCAGCAGCAGCAGCAGCAGCAGCAGCCGCAGCCGCAGCAUGAGCUGUGUACAUCGGAGAGCAUCCCGCUGACACCGUCGACUACACCGAAUCCCGCACAGUACGAAAGACCGCCGUCCGCGUCGCUGCUGCAACAACAACAAGAACAACAACAACAUCUGCCUAGUGCCUCCGCAUCAUGUCUCACAUCGUAUAUCAUUGGGGGAAGCCUUGAACCGCACAUUGGUGUGUACCACGGCAUUAAGGCCAAGAUCGAGGCCCUGCGCUACAGCAAUGACGAGCUGCGGGCGGAGAAUGAUGAGCUGAAGGCGAGACUAAGCACUGCACGGCAGCGAGAGGAAGAGCGUGUGGGGAAAUCGCAAGCUCUGGCGCGCGAGAAGCUGGAGUCGCUACGUGCUGCGAUUUGUGAGUCGGAGAAAAAACACAACCUCACACAACAAGAGCUUCUGCGCGAGAAGGGGCAGCUCACUAAGGCAGUGGAGUCGCUUACUUCGCAGCUGCGGCAGGAGAUGUCGAAGCGAGAGGAAGAGGUUGCGAAACUGGAGUCCGCCAAUGCGGCCGCUAUUGCGCAGCUCAAGACGAAGUGGCAGGCACAGGAGAAGGCUGCGCGCGACAAAUGGAAGAUGGCGGAGGCGAGGCGCAUCAAGGAAAGUACACUGCAGUCGUUGGAGCCCGACAUUGUUUUGCUUCUGAACCGACACAAGGCAGAGAAGGCGCGCAUGCGGGAGGAAUUCGAGAACGAGUUGCGGCAGCGUGACGAGGUCAUUGCUGCAAAGGAGGCGACGCUGGAGGAGGCAAAGGCGAAGUUGGCGCGCGACGCUGAGACAAUGAUGGCUCGUGAGCAGAAGGAAUUUCAUGAGCGCCUUGCGGCUGAGGUUGAGCGCGUGAACCGCCAGCUUGAAGAAGAACGACGCGCAGCAAAGCAAAAGCGCGACGACACUGAGGCGUUUUUUGAAGAGCAGAAGACUACGAUGCAGCGCGAGAUUGCGCGGCUACAGAAGGAGCUCUUUGUGCUGAAGGAAGCGGCCACAACGGACAAGGCCACGUUUCAUGACGCAGUGGCGAAGGAGGUGGCGAGCAUCACUGAAAACUCCAACCAGAUCCUUGCAAACCUGAAGGAGAAGCUCAUGUGGGAGUCCAGCCGCAGGGAGGAUGAGACACAGACCCGCAACGCGCAGUACCUGGCGGCGAAGGAGGAGGAGCUUCGACGCAAAUGCGAGGCGGAGCGCGACGCCGCUGUGGCGGAGGCGACGCGGAGGCUUGAGCAGGAGCGCAUGAAGUCCAUUACGGAGUCGCACAGCAACGACAGUUUGCUGCGCGACCGCUACGCGCAGAUAAGUCGGGAGAACGAGCGACUUCGGGUUGAGGCGGAGUUGGUGCAGGAGCAACUGAAGGCCGCCCUCGACACGAUUGGGCGGAAGGAGGAGGAGAUGGCGCGGCUGCGAGAGGCGGCGGAUCUCACUGACCAGCGGGUGAGGGCAAUUGAGAACAAAAUACGCGGCGAGUGUGACACGCGACUCCACGUGCUCGACGCUGAGUGGCAGCGGAAGCUGCGGCAGUUCGAGAUAAGGCACGUGGAGGAGGUCGGCACGAUGCAGCACGAGCUGGAAAAGGCGGCCAUAGAUGUAGAGGCUGCAAAGAAUGCAGCCACAUUGGAACAGAGGAGCAUAGAGCAGAAGCACAACGCGGAGCUGACGAGUAUUAAUGAGCGGGUGCUGGUAGCACUCGCCACGAAGGACAACACGUUGAAGGCGCAGGCGGAGCAGAUAAGUCUUCUGCAGGAGGCACUCCGGCUGCGCGAUGAGCACAUCGCCAGGCAUCGCGAGUUAUUGUGA
Molecule: messenger RNA, 1953 nt
Organism: Trypanosoma grayi
Lineage: Eukaryota; Euglenozoa; Kinetoplastea; Trypanosomatida; Trypanosomatidae
Product: putative kinesin
Exons: 1
Coding region: 1-1953 (650 amino acids)
Biological process (GO): intraciliary transport involved in cilium assembly
Source: RefSeq, a predicted model, not a curated record